AUGGUCCUUGAGGAAGCCACCAACCCGGCGAACGCGCCGCCCGAUUCCUUUGCUGAUAAUGCGUAUCCGUCCGACACCGACCCGUACUCUACUUCCAAUGGCAGUCCGCAGCAAUCAAACGUCCGAAUCGACCUUAGCGAAUUCCCGCUGCCGCCGCCAAUUCUCGGCGCUCUCGUGGGAUAUCCUCGCUCACGCGUUGUGGGCAACGUCACCGAAUAUAUGAAGGCCGCAACGCACGUCUUACACCGUACGUUAACAGAAGAUGAAGCUAAAGCGCUUACGUAUCAUGUCGCCAAGGCGAGCAGCACAUCGGCCUAUGGUGCAUCCGUCGGCGCCCUUGUGGCUAUGGCUCGCUGCUACCAGACUAGGAGGGAGUUCAAAUUCCCGUUUUGGAAUCCAUCGAGCGCCCCAGGCUGGAAUCCUGACAUUCUGGGUCCGCUGAAGGGGCAGGCAGCUCGCACGGCGUACCAGCUACUUCGCAUCCCGCCAUACUGGUUCAUCGGUGCCUUUACAGCUGGGAUACUGGCGCAGAGCUACUCUACCGCGAUCGGAACCAUUUCAAUCGCGCAGGAUGAGCGAUUGAAGGCGUUGAAUGAGGCAAUUAAGCAGCUUGCCAAGAACAGGUCUGGCCUCCCUAGCCGCCAGCCCGCGCCCAACGCUCCUCGCCCAGCCCCAGCCUCGCAAAGCGAUGGCAAUGGUAUGUACGAUGAUAUGUCACCGGCCUCCGGCUCGUAUAGCGAAAGCCCGGCGCGCUCAGACUCGCCCAAAGAUGCCGCAUCACGUUGGGGCCAGGACCGACCGGUUGCUCCAUCUGGUUCGUAUGACGAUGCAUCGCCAACUGGCGGCUUGGGCCCCUUUGAUUCGGGCAUCUCUUCAGCCGGCGGCUCCGCAUGGGACCGUGUCAGACAACAAGCUUCCUCAGGGCAGGGGCCCCCAAGUGGAUCUUCUGCGCCGUGGGCCAGAUCCACACAGAAAGAACAACGUACAGGAUCGACUUUUGGGGAUAGCUUCACAUUCUCGAGCAGCGAAGAGGAGAGGCAGCUUGCGAAGGCUGAGGCACAGAGAGAGUUCGAUGAAAGGAUCGAGAAAGAGAGGAGAGGUGCGGAUUUCAAUGAAGGCAGCAAGAGAUGGUGA
Messenger RNA from Lasiodiplodia theobromae, 1134 nucleotides. Its product is annotated as Endo-beta-protein. The coding region runs from base 1 to 1134 and encodes 377 amino acids. NCBI's taxonomy places the organism in Eukaryota, Fungi, Ascomycota, Dothideomycetes, Botryosphaeriales, Botryosphaeriaceae. The transcript has a single exon. The record is from RefSeq and is a predicted model, not a curated record.